Solanum lycopersicum (tomato) is the source of this 1248-nucleotide messenger RNA. RefSeq names its product mitogen-activated protein kinase 9 (gene MPK9). Gene Ontology annotation, cellular component: cytoplasm; nucleus. Lineage: Eukaryota; Viridiplantae; Streptophyta; Magnoliopsida; Solanales; Solanaceae. Gene Ontology annotation, biological process: intracellular signal transduction; protein phosphorylation. Gene Ontology annotation, molecular function: ATP binding; MAP kinase activity. The record is from RefSeq and is marked provisional.
GUAAGUUUGGGUAUAAGCAGAGUAUAAAUUUAAAGGAAUAUGGCAACUCCAGUUGAGCCACCAAAUGGGAUAAGGUCCCCAGGGAAACAUUACUAUUCUAUGUGGCAAUCCCUUUUUGAAAUUGAUACUAAAUAUGUACCUAUUAAGCCUAUUGGGCGAGGGGCAUAUGGAAUUGUUUGUUCUUCUGUUAACAGGGAAUCCAAUGAGAAGGUUGCAAUCAAGAAAAUAAACAAUGCUUUUGAGAAUCGUGUUGAUGCUCUCAGGACAUUGCGUGAACUAAAGCUCCUUCGCCAUCUAAGACAUGAAAAUGUGAUUGCUCUGAAAGAUGUUAUGAUGCCAAUCCAUAGGCGAAGUUUCAAAGAUGUUUAUCUGGUAUAUGAACUAAUGGAUACAGAUUUACAUCAAAUAGUCAAAUCCUCUCAAACACUCACGAAUGAUCAUUGCCAGUAUUUCCUAUUCCAGUUGCUUCGAGGUCUAAAGUAUCUCCAUUCGGCGAAUAUUCUUCAUCGUGACUUGAAGCCCGGGAACCUGCUCAUCAACGCUAACUGUGAUCUGAAAAUAUGUGAUUUCGGGCUUGCACGUACAAGCAGUGGCAAGGACCAGUUUAUGACUGAGUAUGUUGUUACACGCUGGUACAGGGCGCCGGAACUUCUCCUUUGCUGUGACAACUACGGAACAUCCAUUGAUGUAUGGUCUGUUGGUUGCAUUUUUGCGGAGCUCUUAGGGAGGAAACCUGUCUUUCCAGGUACGGAAUGCCUGAACCAACUGAAAUUGAUUAUCAACAUCCUUGGUAGCCAAAGGGAAGAAGAUUUAGAAUUUAUCGACAAUCCAAAGGCAAGGAAGUACAUCAAAUCACUUCCAUAUUCUCCUGGAACACCAUUUUCCCGCCUCUAUCCCCAAGCUCAUCCAUUGGCGAUUGAUCUCCUGCAGAGGAUGCUUGUGUUUGACCCUUCCAAAAGAAUUAGUGUUAUGGAAGCACUUCAACACCCAUACAUGUCUCCUUUGUAUGAUCCGAACACUGAUCCCCCAGCGCAGGUUCCUAUCAACCUUGACAUAGACGAGGACUUGGGAGAAGAGACGAUAAGGGACAUGAUGUGGACGGAAAUACUUCAUUACCAUCCUGAAGCUGCCACAGCUGCUAUGGAAGAAGUUAUGUGAGCUUUAUGUUAGAGCUUUUUGUAACUUAUCUUUUUCCCCUGCUUUCAAUAAAUAUCGAGUCUUGAUUCAUCGACAGUUUGAGCUGCGAUG